Molecule: messenger RNA, 219 nt
Organism: Ostertagia ostertagi
Lineage: Eukaryota; Metazoa; Nematoda; Chromadorea; Rhabditida; Trichostrongylidae
Source: the annotation of a GenBank genome assembly
AUGCCAGUCAAAACAGUAAUACCACUGACCCAGUACGACUCGUCGAGUGAUGACACCAGUAAUCGAAAGCCAUGGCGAGGUAUAUUGUUGUUCGGUCCACCAGGUACGGGUAAAUCGUACAUCGCGAAAGCGGUGGCAACAGAAGCCGACAAUUCGACGUUUUUCUCUGUUUCGUCAUCAGAUCUCAUGUCAAAAUGGCUUGGCGAAUCGGAGAAGUGA